Messenger RNA from Lotus japonicus, 1210 nucleotides. Its product is annotated as bidirectional sugar transporter SWEET1-like. Gene Ontology annotation, molecular function: sugar transmembrane transporter activity. The record is from RefSeq and is a predicted model, not a curated record. The transcript is spliced from 6 exons. NCBI's taxonomy places the organism in Eukaryota, Viridiplantae, Streptophyta, Magnoliopsida, Fabales, Fabaceae. Bases 242 to 988 code for a protein of 248 amino acids. Gene Ontology annotation, cellular component: membrane. Gene Ontology annotation, biological process: carbohydrate transport.
GUCCUCUUGAAAAACGGUUCUCACCAUCGAAAAUCUCCCCGGAUAAGAUCCAACUUCCUCAUCCAUACGUAUUUUACUGCCAAGAAGUAGUUAGUUACCUUUCAAUUUUAUCAUUAUAAAAGCAAAGCUAUAACUCCUGCUACCACUGCACACACACACUACCCCUCAUUGUAUACCCCAUUACCAUUUUCCAAAGAAAACUAACAAAAAUCCUUUCUCAAAUAUCCAAAGCUUCAAGAUCAUGGAUGUUGCACAUUUCUUGUUCGGCAUUUUUGGAAAUGCUACUGGUCUUUUCCUCUUCUUGGCUCCAAUAAUCACAUUCAAGAGGAUAGUUAUGAACAAAUCCACAGAGCAAUUCUCAGGAAUCCCUUACAUCAUGACUCUGCUUAACUGUCUCCUUUCUGCUUGGUAUGGUUUGCCAUUUGUGUCUCCACACAACAUACUUGUGACAAUAAUCAAUGGAACAGGAGCAGGGAUUGAAGUAAUAUACGUCUUCACCUUCAUCUUGUUUGCACCCAAAAAGGAGAAAGCUAAAAUUCUUGGCCUUUUCGUGGCUGUAACAGGGCUUUUCUCUGUUGUUGUUUUUGUCUCCCUGUUUGCACUUCAUGGCAACUCCAGAAAGCUCUUCUGUGGCUUCGCUGCCGCUAUUUUUUCCAUCGUCAUGUACGGCUCACCGCUUUCAAUCAUGAGACUGGUGAUCAAAACCAAGAGCGUGGAGUUCAUGCCCUUCUUCCUGUCACUGUUUGUGUUUCUCUGUGGUACUUCAUGGUUCAUUUUCGGAUUGCUAGGCCGUGACCCAUUUCUUUUUGUACCAAAUGGUGUGGGUUCAUUAUUGGGUACAAUGCAACUGAUUUUGUAUUUCAUCUACCGUGGCAAUAACAAGCGUGAUGACAGCAGUACUAAGAAGAAGCCAACAACAACAACAAACGAAGCAGCAGAAUCCAUGGAAAUGGGUACCGCAAAACCACCACCAUUCAAUGCAAAUUGAUGGAACUCAAGAGGAACACGUUUAGGGACGCGUGUUAGAUUAGAACACUCAAACGUUCACACACAUUUUAAUGACAACGGUUAUCUUUGUCCCGUUGUAUGCAACCCCUCUGCACCUCUUAAAUUGUUUUGGAUUAAUCUUGUAAUGUUAGUGUUCCAUUUUCAUCAAUGGUUUGAGAUUUUUCUUGAUAUACUAUAUGUUCAUGAGCAAUUUUUGUUAUGA